Molecule: messenger RNA, 1039 nt
Organism: Aspergillus caelatus
Lineage: Eukaryota; Fungi; Ascomycota; Eurotiomycetes; Eurotiales; Aspergillaceae
Product: putative aldo-keto reductase (YakC)
Exons: 6
Coding region: 56-1039 (327 amino acids)
Cellular component (GO): cytoplasm
Source: RefSeq, a predicted model, not a curated record
GUGAACUUCCACAACCAAGGACUUUACCACCGCAAAUCCAUCUCAAACCACCAAAAUGGUCAAAACACUCCCCUUCGCCGACCUCGAAGUGCCCACCCCAGGCUUUGGUGCCAUGGGUCUAAGCUUCGGUUUAGGUAGCAAUCUCACAUUAGAGGAAGCCGAACCCGUGCUCCUGAAAGCAAUUGAAUUAGGGUGUACAUUCUGGGACACGGCCGUUGUCUAUCAAGCCGGUGUCAAUGAGAAGCUUCUCGGGGACUUUAUCAGGAAACAUAACGUCCGUGACAAGGUUUUCAUCGCCUCGAAAUGCGGCUUCAAUGUUUUCGGAGAUGGCAGCGUCACCAACUCUGCCGCCCACAUUAAGGAGUACAUCGAGGGUACUGUUGAACGGUUGGGCUUCACCCCAGAUCUAUACUAUCUGCAUCGGAUAGAUCCCAACACCCGCCUAGAGGAGUCCAUCCCGGCACUCGAUGAAAUCCGCAAAGCCGGCAAGACCAAAUACAUCGGUCUCUCCGAGUGUUCGGCAGCGACGCUCCGCAAAGCUAAUUCCAUCGCCAAAAUCGACGCCCUCCAAGCCGAAUACUCAGCCUUCGAAACCCUCCACGAAACAGACGGUCUCAUCGAUACAGCCCGAGAAUUAGGCGUAGCCUAUGUAGCAUACAGCCCUCUAGGCCACGGAUGGCUCGUCGACAACUUCCCAUUCAAGACCCCAGAUGACUUUGCUCCAGAUGACUUCCGUCGCAAGAGUCCCAAGUUCCAAGGCGAGAACUUCUACAAGAACCGAGCGAUCGUAGAGGAAAUCAAGAAGCUCGCUGCUCGGAAGGGCUGUGCGAUUAGCCAAAUUGCACUUGCCUGGGUCGCUGCGCAAGGGUUCAUCGCUAUUCCGGGAACGACUAAGGCGAGUCGGUUAGAGUCGAAUUGGGCUUCGAGGGAGAUUGAGUUGACGGAGGAAGAGAAGCUGGAGAUGAGGAAGAUUGUUGAUGCUGCGAAGCCGCACGGCAAUCGGUAUGGCCCUGCGCAUCAGGCUAUGGUGGGGCAUUAG